UCGUCUGCUCUUCUGAAGCAAACAGCAUGGGUGCGAACCGAAUGUGCUCUGGUGCUACGUGGAGGUGCCACGGCAGCACCGGCUGCCUACAGUUCGUUGAUAUCGGAUGUCGAUUCCAUCGCUCAGCAGCAUGAUAAUCUACGUGCUUUUUCCAUUGUCGCACGGGAACUGACAGCGUUCUGGUGCAGGAUUUCUGAUGCGAAGUUUGGUGAGGCUCUCGUAACUGCAUGGAACGCUUACAUUGAAGCCAAUCCCGAAUCCGCUCUUGUGCUUACAUCUCUCAACACUUUGAUUGGAUCACUCAACGCCGAUCAGUUGACUACAGCGUUGAAAGUUAUGGAAAAGACAAUUUGCGCAUAUUUCAACCGGCAUUCGACAUCAUGGACAACACUUAUGCAGUGGGCACAAUGUCCAAACAACUUAACUAUAAACGUUCGAGAUUAUUUGUUAAGUGUUUCGGGCAGCAACAAAGCGCACCCGCUCAUGCUUACUGCGGCAUGGUUUUUGAGGUUCACAUUACCGAGUGAUGCUACAGCUUCAGCGCUUCACGCAUUUGUCAUCAGCAUUAAGCCGAAGUAA
Molecule: messenger RNA, 579 nt
Organism: Strongylus vulgaris
Lineage: Eukaryota; Metazoa; Nematoda; Chromadorea; Rhabditida; Strongylidae
Source: the annotation of a GenBank genome assembly